AUGGCAAACUCUCCAUGCGCCUCUGCCAGGGCGCUGGGAAUACUUGGCCGCAGGCAGAGGGAGGGCAGAUCUGACGCAGGGAACACCUGCUGCAACGGCGCCGUUAUGCGCGCUUUUUCAACAAUCGCAUGGGAUGAUUUAGAGGACUGCGCCUCUGUCGUGAGACGGCAGAGCGAUUCCCUCGGCUCUCAGGUGAAUGAAUCUGAUGCAGAUGACUUUGGAGAUUAUGCGCUGGAUUUUAUGGCAGAGUCUCCCAGCACACUGGAGAGCAGUCUGUCUCCAGCUGAACUGGUACCAUUUCAGGGAUGUGUCAUACCUCCCCUCACCCCCCAGCAGGACUUCUCUCCAGAGGACAAUCUUAUUAACUCAUCCACAGAGACAGGCAACCCACCUGCCCAGGAUGGAGCUCUCUGGAGAGGCAUCGCCCACUGUCACGUCAGGGCACUGGAUCAUUCCAUGGAAGUUAACCAUCAGCUCCACAAGACUCUUCACAGACGACAGGAAGAGAUCGACUCCCUUCAGGAGAGGAACCUUCACCUCAGGCAGCUGGCCAGUCAAGCAAAGCACCUGGCCUCAGUGCUCGAAAAACUGAUGACAGUCAGAGACCCAAAGGCAAGAGAAGCAGUGCUUCCUUGUGGUGAUAAAACCUCACUGAGUCCCUGUAAGCGGCAGCGACUGGAUGAAGGAUAUGAAACAGAAUCCUCCGACUCAGUGGAGGAGAUGCUGAGGGACAUCAGCACACGCUGCAACGCUGUCCUGCACGGCACUGCUCCUGGAACAGGAGUCCGGCAGGAAUCAGAGACCAUACGCAUGUUUGGGACAUUCUCAGGCCUACAGACGAAUGUUUCUAAAGUCAGCAGCAUGAGGACUGAUGGAACAGAGGCUGAAGAAAGCAUCUCAUCUUUCAGAACUUCCAUCAGAGAACACUGCACCAUAAGGACUCAGGUGUUUCCACAUGGACGCGCCUUCACCUCCACGACUCAGGAAGGUGGAUACCGCUUUCGCUGGGUUCCCAACCACAGCUGAAACCAGAAAACCGGAUCCAUUAUGCUUCUAAUUAGUGAUUUGAAGGUCUAUUCGAGACUGGGGAGGGAAGUGUGGGUGGGCAAUGACUGUUAAUGCUUAACUAAUAAUCUGUAGUGAUAUCUGUAAAUGAUUAAAUUAUGUCUUCCUCAGGUAGCUUCUAAGAUAAUCAGUCAGAGGUGGUGCUUAACAAAGGAAAUAAUACUGCCAGAGCUGUUGUUUACAUUGUGUUUGUUUACAUGCCUCAAUGUCAUGUUUAGUUUUGCACCUCACAACAUGUUUUUAUCUUGGAAAAUACAAUUGAUUUCACACAUCUGAAUAAAAGUUACG
Seriola aureovittata is the source of this 1353-nucleotide messenger RNA. It is a transcript of the gene mcidas, whose product is annotated as multiciliate differentiation and DNA synthesis associated cell cycle protein. Lineage: Eukaryota; Metazoa; Chordata; Actinopteri; Carangiformes; Carangidae. The transcript has 6 exons. The record is from RefSeq and is a predicted model, not a curated record. Gene Ontology annotation, biological process: negative regulation of cell cycle; negative regulation of DNA replication. Gene Ontology annotation, cellular component: nucleus. The coding region runs from base 1 to 1026 and encodes 341 amino acids.